AUGGAGCAUAAAGAAAACAGGCCCAUGGCGGGGUCCACCGAGCAGUACCGCGAAAUGUCGAUUCAUGAAAUUGCCCCGUUCUAUCGUUCAUGUCUAGAACGAGGCAGCGACGUACGAGUGGGUCACAGAUCGAUGUAUCCGUUUAACGAAACGACGAAUCCUCUGACUACUUCCUUCUCUCAGCCUUCAUCGUCACCCUUACCGUUGCCUUCUUCCACCGAUGCUGCCCCGCCAUCAAAGAAGAUUUCUGACGAAGAUAGCGCGAGAGGGAACGACAGCGUUAUGAGUGUUUUUGGGCGGCGUUCAAGCAUCGGCGAGGAGUCCACCCUCGCCUCGUUCAAAACGAUCGGGUUGAGCUUGAGCGACGUUUCGCUCAGUCCCGAGAGUCGUAGUGACCGGCACGGCAAGCAUAAGCCGAAAAGCAAGUUGUUGAAGUUGCUGUUGGCCGAACGGACGAAGAGGAAGCUGCUCGAGCGUUUGCUUUUCGAAAAUUCAGUGUCGACAGGUGAUCGAAUUUCUCAUGGCAAAGAGACGAACUCCAACACAUCGAUCGCUUCAUCCUCCUUUACCCUAGCCUCAUCGUCGUCCCUUUCUUCAUAUUCUACCACCUCGACGUCCGUCGCCGACGAGGUGAUUCUCUACCUGAUCCGCAAGCGUCACAAACACGGUCAAACGAAGGGCAGCACUUCCAGCUGCAGCAGCGCCACAACGUCUACCACCCUCACGGCUGCCCCCUCUUCGUCAUCAGAUUUUCAACACUCGGCGUUGAUCCGUGGUUCUUCAUCGUCCUUGGAUGCAACAACGGCGCAUAAGAUGUCCAGAUUAGAUGUGACCCCCAGCCGCCAACAUUUCACUACCAGCGGCUCCGUAUCGGGCAGCAACGCUUCCAGAACCUCAUCGAAUAUUGACAAGAAAACUGUGCCGAUGACGUCAUCAGACGAGGAGGCCAAUGGCGGCCGAGCUUCCUUUCGGUUUGAGAGUCCUGUUUCUGCCAACGCCGUCUGUCGACAGCGUUUGUCCCUGUAUUCUUUACCAGCCGAAGUGCCUCAGGUACACGAGGACGGCAGGAAGACUGAGUCGGACGACGCCUGCGCUUACGUUGGCAACCUCACGACCUCCUCUGGCCAUGGUUCUCUAAGCUUCUACAACUUUUCUUUAUCUUCUUCCUCAAAAAAAGAAGAAAAUGCUGAGGCGAAAGAGUCGGCUUCCAUGUGUAACAGCAAGGCGCGCCCUGUUGCGUUUUAUCCGUGCCGCUCGACGCUUCCUGCCUCCUGGUUUGUGCCUGUUAAGAACAAUGCCGUGCUGAACGACGCCACGUACGGACUGUCCAACUGUUCGUUACAAGAGUGUUUUAUGCACAAGAGAUGGAGGACGAUUGCGAACAUCAAACAGAGACAGCAGGUGAUCAAAGAAACUGCAGACGAACGAAGAGUAUCGGCUGGAAAAGUUCGUGAGCUGGCAACCAGGGUGCUUCUUGGCGAGAUGUCGUCGAAACAAGCGGCUAAGAUUGCACUUUGCAUCCCUCAGCCGGCGUCUUAUUUCCGAAGUUCCCUGUACACAGAAACACGUAGCACUGUCUGGACAUGUGAUCAGAAUGACCAAGAAGUGAUUCGUCGGUACACUAGGAAGGCGAUCAAGGAGAAAACCGAGAACCACCCGGUUGCAUUACCUACAACGACCCAACUUUGCUCCUUGUGA
Molecule: messenger RNA, 1698 nt
Organism: Soboliphyme baturini
Lineage: Eukaryota; Metazoa; Nematoda; Enoplea; Dioctophymatida; Soboliphymatidae
Source: the annotation of a GenBank genome assembly